Messenger RNA from Pieris napi, 1485 nucleotides. RefSeq lists its product as uncharacterized. Gene Ontology annotation, molecular function: nucleic acid binding. The record is from RefSeq and is a predicted model, not a curated record. The transcript has 2 exons. NCBI's taxonomy places the organism in Eukaryota, Metazoa, Arthropoda, Insecta, Lepidoptera, Pieridae. Gene Ontology annotation, biological process: DNA integration. Bases 161 to 1372 code for a protein of 403 amino acids.
UUACCUUACUGAAACAGAAUUAAGUAAUUCACUUAACGUUAUUAUUCGUUCUGCUCAGAGAGAAUCUUUUCCAGAAUAUGAUAUUCUUUUACAAAAGAAAGAAUUACCAGUUAAAAGUGCUUUGUUAAAAUUUAAUGUAUUUUUAGAUCAAAAUAAUUUAAUGCGUAUUGGCGGUCGUAUUAGUAAUUCACAAUUUUCAUAUGAUAAAAAACAUCCUUUACUAUUAAUGUCCACACAUCGAUUAACACAAUUAAUAUUUCAACAUGAACAUUUGAAACUUAUGCAUGCUGGGCCACAGUUAUUGUUAUCUUCAAUAAGAGAAGUUUAUUGGCCUAUCGGUGGUAGAAAUUUAGCAAAGACUACUUAUAGACGAUGUAUCAGGUGUACACGCAUGAAAGGAAAGAUUGAAGCUCCUAUUAUGGGUAAUUUACCCCAGCGUCGAGUAACUCCCGGUAAUUAUCCUUUUGAGUCUGUUGGCGUGGACUAUGCAGGUCCUAUUGCUUCUGUUAGUCGUCAAGGUCGUGGCUCCCGUGUUGUCAAAGUUUAUAUAGUUAUAUUUGUAUGUUUUACGACUAAAGCAUUACAUCUGGAAUUAGUGGGUGAUUUGACAAGUAACAGUUUUAUUUCUACUUUUCGUCGAUUCAUUGCUCGUCGGGGUAAACCAUUGCACUUAUAUUCAGAUAAUGGUACUACAUUUGUUGGGGCUUGUAAAGAUUUAGCUAAUUUCUUAAUGCGUAACUCUGACUCUCUUGCCACUGAUCUCAUCAAUGAUGGCAUAAACUUUCAUUUCAUACCUGCGUAUUCACCACAUUUUGGUGGGAUUUGGGAGGCAGCAGUUAAAUCUACGAAAUACCAUUUAUUAAGAGUAUUAGGGAACUCUAAAUUAACUUUUGAAGAAUUGUAUACAGUUUUAACGCAAAUAGAAGCUAUUUUAAACUCACGACCACUCACUCCCUUAUCAACGCACCCUGAAGAUCUGACCCCACUGACCCCUGGACAUUUUUUGAUCGGACGUCCACUCACAGCUAUUCCAACUGAAAGUUAUGUAGACCACAAUUAUAGUCAUCUUUCAAGAUUUCGAAGAAUUGAACAGCUUCGUCAACAUUUCUGGACACGAUGGAGCAAGGAGUAUAUCUCAGAACUCCAAAAACGGACAAAAUGGCAAACCCAAGGAAACCCUUUGCAAAUUGACUCACUUGUUUUGCUAAAGGAGGAAAAUCUGCCACCUAUGAAAUGGAAGCUGGGUCGCAUCGUGGCGCUCUUUCCUGGUGCAGAUGAUGUUGUUCGUGUCGCAGAAAUUUGUCCAUUGCCGAGUGGAUUGGUUGAAGCCAAGCCUUCAACGCCUGGGGGCAUGUUGGUGCAUAGCGCCUGAAUAAUAUUGAGUAGCAACUACUACAAAUGUCUUAACUGCUACAAACAGAACAAGGGCGUGCUUUAGUUUGUAGUAUUACUAAUUCAUUCCAAUUACACCUCUGUACAAAGAAA